Thlaspi arvense is the source of this 234-nucleotide messenger RNA. The record is from the annotation of a GenBank genome assembly. NCBI's taxonomy places the organism in Eukaryota, Viridiplantae, Streptophyta, Magnoliopsida, Brassicales, Brassicaceae.
AUGAAAUCAACCAAACACUGUAAGUUCGCAAUUUUACCUACGGUGAUAGAAAUUACAGUGGAGACUCCAGAUGAGUCGCGGGUGACACUCAAGGGGAUAUCAACGGACAGGAUUUUAGACGUGAGGAAGCUGCUAGCUGUCCACGUAGAAACAUGCCAUGUGACAAACUACUCCCUUUCUCAUGAGGUAUGGACUUGGAUGUGUGCAUUAUAUGGUUGGAUGUUUGCACUCUGA